AUGAUUAUUAUCAUUACCUGUACCAUUCCGGCUGGGCAGUUGCACCCUUGGAACGUGGCAAAAAGAAACGGAAACACACAGAAGAACAGAUACCGGAACAUCAUUGCCUAUGACCACUCUAGAGUCAAAUUGCCCCUCCUUGAUAAUGAUCCUCAUUCAGACUACAUCAAUGCGAACUUCAUUGACGGAUACAAUUAUUCCAGAAAGUACAUUGCUGCCCAAGGACCCAACGCGGCAUCGGUUCGGGAUUUCUGGCGAAUGGUAUGGGAGGAGGACUGUUGCAAGAUUGUCAUGCUGACCAACUUGGUAGAGAAUGAUAAGAAAAAGUGUGAAAAGUACUGGCCAGACAAAAAAAUGGUGUAUGGAAAAAUUACUGUUGCCCUAGAUAGUACUGAAGUAAACACACAUUACACGGUCAGGAAAUAUAAUCUAAAGUUUGAUGAUAACAUCCGUGAAGUUGUCCAAUACCACUAUACCUCAUGGCCUGACAUGGGUGUACCAAAGUAUACCACACCUCUCAUGAAAUUCAUCAAGUUAGUCAACCAACACCACACAAGUAGUUCAGGACCAAUCGUUGUUCAUUGCAGUACUGGUGGACGCACAGGAACCUUCAUCACACUAGAUGCAAUGUUGGAUCAGGCUGAGGCAGAGAAUGCCAUAGAUGUCUACAAUUUCAUCAUGAGCAUGAGGAAUAAUCGGAUUAAGAUGGUUCAAGUAGCAGAGCAAUAUCAGUUCAUCUAUAAAGCCUUGUUAGAAACCUUCGUCUGUGGUGAUACCAGCGUAGCUCAAGAGCUUUACCUCAAGCGAUACCCUUACCUCCUAACUCCUGAUCCUGUUAAAGGAUGUACUGUGCUACAAGAGCAGUUCCAAAUCCUUCAUUUGUUUAACACCAUUCCAAGAGAGGAUGAACAGAAGGAUGCCACCAACCCGUUGAAUGUCCCUAAGAACAGAUACAUUGACAAGAUACCAAUGGACAAACAUCGACCGUUUCUUAUUACAGAGGUGGAGGAUGGUAGCAACUAUAUAAACGCAUCUUUCCUUCCAGGAUACACCAAAAAGGACAUGUUCAUUGGUACUCAGACCCCUCUCCCAGAUACUGUUGUUGACUUCUGGCGAUUGAUCUUUGAUUACAAGAUUUCUACUAUUGUAAUGCUCAACGGUAUGGCCUCAGAGGAUCAGUCAAUGGCAAAAUACUGGCCAGACGCAUCUCAAAGUGAAGUCACAUACGGUCCUUUCAUGAUCACAUUCGUCAAUGAGAAACAUUAUGAUGGAUUAUCAUGUAGGUCUAUGGAACUCCAAAACACUUCAACCAAGUCUCUAGUUCACACUGUGUACCAACUCCAGCUUACGACAUGGCCGAUGGAAUCUGAAGUAUGUACUUCUGCAAUCUCUUUCAUGGAGCUUCAUCGUAGGGCAACGGCAUGGAAUGACACCAAUGCUGAGGAUGCGCCAAUCCUAGUUCAUUGCACGGAUGGUGAAGGGACUACAGGGACAUUCUGUGCUCUCUCGUCUGUCUUGGAGCGACUGAAGGUUGAGAAACUGAUUGACGUCUUUGAAGAAUGUAAGGCACUGAGGGCAAUUCGACCUGGCGCAGUUGCAACGUUGGCUCAAUAUAAGUUCAUCCAUAACGUUAUCAAACUAAGUGUGGAAUCUCGGGGCAUCUAUGAAAACUGUCGUGAAUGAAUCCGGACCUCAUUUAGACAUCAUCGUCGUCAACUCGUCGUCUUCAUCAAUAAUUGAAACAUUUCAGCAAAUUAAUGAAAAUAAAAAUAAACAAUUUAAUUUUAAACUUUUUCACAGAAUAUUGCCCAGUAAAGACAAUUUAUGCAAAUGGGGAAUUACGAAUGGUUAUUUAUGUCGUACUUGCGAUCGCAAAGAAACUAUAUGUCAUUUUUUUAUCGACAUGGAAAAAAAGUCAGGAUAUUUUGGAAAAUAGUUUCGUGUCUUAUUCGGAAUAGUUUUGACCUGAUAUUGAUAUAAAUGAAAAAACGAUUAUUAUUAUUAUAGGAUGUGAUAUAGGCAACCGAAAAACAAAACUCGUCAAUUUCAUCCUUACUUAUAGCCAAUAUAUUGUAUAUAAGAAUUAUGUCGAAGAAUGUAAUGAUGAAAAGAAGCAUGUGUUACAUGGAAACUAUCUAUUGAAAGAUUUGAAAGCAGAAAUAAGAUUCCAGAUAAGUUUGAAGUAUAAUCACAAAAGAUCUAAUGUAGAUGCGUUUUUACUUUGAGUGAAUACACUACUGGUCGUGGUUUUUUGGUCCGCUGUUGGAGCCGGAAAACAAUGGAUUCAGUCCACUGAAUAUAUUGUUCUCUGGUUCUCGACGGGUGACAGCAGGCCGAGGAAUUGUGACUGGUAGUGUAAGUAACAUAUUUUUACUGUAUUUGAUGUAUUUUUUUAAAUAAAAUAUUGUUGUGUGAUAUAUGAAUUUUGUUGAUGUAAAGACUUGUAUCUUUUGAUAUUUUUAUGGACAAUCAAGUACCUCAAUUCAGGAUAAAUAGAAAAAAAAAACAAUUGAAACAUGCAGGGUCACAGCAGAUAUUUUUCCUGCAAUUGUAAUAUUGGUGGACAAUAUCCUGUUGAGCUUUUGCUCUCAUGUUGUUUCCAAUAACAUGGGCAUAAUUCCUAUUUAUAGAGUAACGAAGCGAUCAGUUGCCAUGGUAUCACGGCGGCCUGGGGUGGUAUUCUGAGGUCAUUUUAUCUUUAAAAUAUUUA
Molecule: messenger RNA, 2710 nt
Organism: Lytechinus variegatus (green sea urchin)
Lineage: Eukaryota; Metazoa; Echinodermata; Echinoidea; Temnopleuroida; Toxopneustidae
Product: receptor-type tyrosine-protein phosphatase T-like
Exons: 16
Coding region: 1-1683 (560 amino acids)
Biological process (GO): protein dephosphorylation
Molecular function (GO): protein tyrosine phosphatase activity
Source: RefSeq, a predicted model, not a curated record